AUGAAAAUCCCGUGGAAUUUGGCGGAGACAGAAGCGCUGUUUAGGACUUAAAUUUCGCCACUUAAUUCGCGUUUUCCCGGUGGCGUUCCGUUAAGAUUAGGGAAUGUCUUCUCUUUACAGUUAGGGCGACUCCAUUUUCCUAUUCUCCCACCGCACUAUAAGGACGCCAUCCCAGGCUGCUUAAAUCUUAAUAGGUACCUACCAUUUUCUUUUUCAUUCGUUCCAUCGCUCUCGGAGGCUCUACGUCACGGCUUCUUCAAAUGUUGAAGAUGACAGGCAAAAGUGGGACGGGACAGGCAUGCGCUGCAUGCAAAUACCAGAGGAGAAAAUGUUCGGCAGAUUGCCCCCUGGCGCCCUAUUUCCCACCAGACCACCCAAAACUUUUUCUGAACGCUCACAAGCUGUUUGGAGUGAGUAAUAUUCUGAGGAUCCUGAGGCAGGUUGACGAUAGCCAGAAGAAGGACGCAAUGAAGUCAAUAAUAUACCAGUCAAAUGCGAGGGAAAAGGAUCCUGUGCAUGGCUGCUUCGGAAUCAUAGUGAUGCUUCAGAGCCGCGUGGAAAGACUCCGCCAAGAGUUGGAACUCGUGAAAAGCCAGAUCAUGUUUCUCCAGCAAUUAUAUGCUGGGCCUUCCAACGCCGCCUACGAUUUUCCCACUGCGCCGCCGCCACAGCAACAAAUGCAAACUUUGGGUUGCUCCCAUGCCAACUGGACGUGUUCUUGCAUACCUUCGACUCCUUAUGAUGUUCACGCCCUUUACAGACAACACCACCACCAACAAUGUUAUGACUCUAGGAUUUCUAAAUUGAUUGAAUACGAGCAGAGACAAGUUUACAGCGACUCGCGAGAAGCUUAUGAAUCUAGUGCGGAGUCUUCACUGAAAGAAAGCCAAUCUAUGGAACAUGUGGCAGAGCAUGAGCUGAAAAGCGCCGCAGCACUGUUCACGCUCACAAAUGAGCACUAAGAUGAUUCUUCUGGUUCUUGUUAUUGCACUAAAAUGAGCACUGUUCACGCAUUUUCUCAACUAUAGUUUACCCAUUUUCUAAUGGCAUGUAGGUGAUGGAAUUGUAUUUCUGAACCUUUAGCAAACCGAAAACGGAUCUUAAAUGCAGAGGAGGAUUGCAGGCACUUUCCAUUUUUACUUCUAACUGCUGAUAUCAAAAAAAUUAUUUUCGUCUUUUCUAUUUUUGCAAAACAAUGUGCGCUGCUAAACGUUGAACUUUGAGAGUGGCUGAGGGGUAGGCCAUGUUUUGUCUUUGAGCUAGUUCAGGCUGUGCUCUUUUCUACUCUUCUGCUAUUCAUGCCAUUUUGUUUUUAAAAAACGCAUUCCUAUCCCUCCUCUUUGAAUUCAUUCCCCACUACCUUGUCAG
Messenger RNA from Cryptomeria japonica (Japanese cedar), 1368 nucleotides. RefSeq names its product LOB domain-containing protein 25. The record is from RefSeq and is a predicted model, not a curated record. Lineage: Eukaryota; Viridiplantae; Streptophyta; Pinopsida; Cupressales; Cupressaceae. The transcript has 3 exons. Bases 261 to 962 code for a protein of 233 amino acids.